CACAACUAAUUUGGCCAUCCAAGCAACAAAACGUUCCCACAACACUCUAGACGACUAGCAAUGGCAAAAAUAGCGGUUUGGCUUACAGUCCUGAUACUUGCGGCUGUCUUUGAUUUGGGUUCCCUGACUUAUGUGCCCCAAAAUGAAUGGGAUGCCUAUGUGCUAAAAUAUAGGAAAACAUAUCCUGAUAAGAUUGCUGAGAACAAUGCUCGCUACUAUUAUGCCGUCAACAAGAAUAUGAUUGAUGCACACAAUGCCAAGUAUAAUAAGGGCAUGAAGACGUUCUCUUUGGCCGUAAAUCAAUUCACCGAUAUGCGUUUGAUUCACUUCAAUGCCCUGUUCCCGGUGACUACACCCCUAGCCGUAUCGCAUGCAACUGUACCGCCCUUAGUUAUGCCAGGCGGUCCCACCUAUAAUCCCAAGAGUUUUGGUUACACUUUCAAUGUGGAGGAUCAAGGCAUAAAGUGUAACAGUGGCUGGGCCUAUGCUUCUGUCAAAGCCAUUGAAAUUCUAAAAGCUAUACACACAGCAAAUUAUGCUCCUGUAACUUUGUCAGCCCAAAAUAUGAUCGAUUGUGCUGGCAGUGCGAGAGCCUGCAUUAAUCAGGUUCCCCAAACGGUCUUUGACUAUUUAACCCAAUACCAGAUGAACCUGUUGGAUGUAAUGUACUACAAGAACAACAAUCAACUGGGCGAACCGGGCAUGUGUUUACCACCCAUGGGAGCUCCGGCUACGAAAUUAACCCUCUACUCUGUGUUGGACAACGAUGAGGAUUUGAAAAAUUAUGUGGCCUCUUCAUUUCCUGUAGUUGUGGAAGUUAAUCCUACGUCCUUUGAGUUUAUGCACUAUGCACAGGGUAUUUACCAGCCUCCUGCCACUACGACUAAAGGAUCACAUUUCAUGACUGUGAUUGGCUACGAUAUUGAUUAUUGGAUAGUACAAAACUCUUUUGGAACAACUUGGGGCGAGAGCGGUUUGAUGCGAAUUCACAAAUCUGCCAACGUAAAAUUGGCCAAAAAUGCCAUAUUCCCAACGCAGUGGGCAUAAAAUAGAAAUUCUCAUUACUUUUUUUGUUGUUAAAAGAGAGAAAAAUAUAAC
Molecule: messenger RNA, 1098 nt
Organism: Stomoxys calcitrans (stable fly)
Lineage: Eukaryota; Metazoa; Arthropoda; Insecta; Diptera; Muscidae
Exons: 2
Coding region: 61-1047 (328 amino acids)
Cellular component (GO): lysosome
Molecular function (GO): cysteine-type endopeptidase activity
Source: RefSeq, a predicted model, not a curated record